Molecule: messenger RNA, 3110 nt
Organism: Stegodyphus dumicola
Lineage: Eukaryota; Metazoa; Arthropoda; Arachnida; Araneae; Eresidae
Source: RefSeq, a predicted model, not a curated record
AUGGAAAAAAGGGGAAUCCUUAUCAACGACAAUCAUGUGAAUGGAAAUCUCUGUCUGUUUCAAGAAAAUCCGGAAGAGAUUCAUAUGCUGUUAGGAGCGGACACCGCAGCACAAUUGUUCACUGAAAGAAUUGAACAUUUUGCGGGGGAUUACGUAGCCUUUGAGACCAAGUUAGGCUGGACUUUAAUGGGCAAGAUUAAAGAGAAUGCGAAUACGUCGAGUUCCCUGUCCGUUCUUUCUUUAUCCUUACAUGUUUCCGAUACAAAUUUGUCCAAUCUUUGGCGUUUAGACACCUUGGGGAUUUCAAGUCAGGAAAACAAAACGAAAAGUGCCUUGGAAGAAGAAACCCGAAAACAUUUCUUAAAAAGUGUAAAACGAGAUAGCUCCGGGAGAUAUGAAGUAACCUUACCCUUUAUUUUAGAUAAAUCCGUCUUAUCCAGUAACCGUACUGUGGCAGAAAGACACCUCGUCAAAACCGAAAGUAAACUAAUUAACACACGCAGAAGAAAAGAUUACGAAGAAAUAUUUGAUGAGUGGGAAGCGAAGGACAUUAUUGAGGUAGUAACUGAGGAAAAGGAGGAAGGAGUGCACUACUUGUCACACAGACCUGUAAUAAAAGAGUCUAGUGAAACUACAAAGAUACGGCCUGUUUUCAAUGCAUCUGCACGUUCUAAGAAUUCACCCUCUCUCAAUGAUUAUAGAGAGAGCAAGACGAAAGUUGUCCCAGUAUUAGGAUUAGUAUGGGAUUUAGAAAAAGAUAGUUUGAGUUGCAAGAUCGAAGAAACAUUUAACUUGAGGGAACCUAUUACCAAAAGAAAAGUUUUGUCAAUUACCCAGAAAAUUUUUGAUCCCAUUGGCUUUACUGCACCGAUAACUGUAAUUCCUAAGCUAAUUUUGCAAGAAACAUGGAACCAGAAGAUUAAGUGGGAUGAAGAUCUUCCUCUUCCCCUAAGUGAGCAGUUUGGGACUUGGUUGAACCAAUUGCCUCUGCUAUCUCAGAUUGAAAUUCCUCGUUGGUUAAAUAUUGAUUACGAAAACGAAGAUACCGUAGUGCUCCACGUUUUUUCGGAUGCUAGUAAAAGAGCCUAUGCCACAUGUGCAUUUUUAAGAGCUGAAACCAUCGAAGGUGUAAAGGUUCAGUUAGUAAGCGCGAGAAGUCGAAUAGCCCCUAUUAAGGAACUUACGAUUCCACGGCUUGAACUUCUUUCCUGUCUGAUAGGUGCCAGGCUUGCCAAAACAAUUCUAUCAGAUUUGAAACUUAAGAAUUGUAGAACAGUGUUCUGGAGUGAUUCUUCUACAGCUUUGGGGUGGAUAAGAAGGGAUCAAGCAUGGGGUACGUUUGUUCACAAUCGAGUACAAGAAAUAAGAUCGCUUACCAGAAUAUCUGACUGGAGGCAUGUACCUGGAAGUUUAAACCCAGCGGAUCUCCCAUCGAGAGGAUGUACUAUUGAGCAAUUACAGAAAUCGGCAUGGUGGGAGGGCCCAUCGUGGCUUUACUUACCAGAAGACGAGUGGCCCCAUGUAGAAGAAAAGCCUGAUGAAGAACUUAUAAACAAGGAAAAAAGGAAAACGAUUCUGACUCUUCUAGAUCAUGGAGACAAUUUGGACCGGUACUACAAAUACUUCUCUUCAUAUAGAAAAACCGUGAGAAUGAUCGCUUGGAUUUUCAGGUUUUAUCACAAUUUAAAGAACAAAGAUAAAAACCUCACUCCUGAUGUCUCAGUUGAUGAAUUGGAGAAUGCUGAAAAGGCACUUUGUAGAUUGGUACAGAAAGAAUCAUUUACAGGCAUAAACGAUCCCGCCAUUCGUGCGCUGAGACCAAUCGUAGACCAAAAUGGAAUUUUAAGAGCCAAAACGAACGUCCUACAGCGUCAAGAUAAUGAAAAUUUCCGAUAUCCUAUCAUUUUACCUUCAAAACAUAUUCUUGUUGAGAGACUAAUUUACGAGAAACAUCUAGAACUCCAGCAUGCUGGUGUCAGCACUUUAAUGACAAAUCUUAGAGAAAACUUUUGGAUAUUAAAAUCCAGAAAAAGUAUUCGAAAUAUUAUCAGAAAAUGUGUAAGAUGUAAAAGAUUUGUUUCACAAAGAGUGGAAGUCGAGCCAGGAUUUCCACCCGAAGAUCGAGUCAGAGAAGGGGCGACUUUUGAAGUCGUCGGUGUAGAUCUAGCGGGUCCUCUCUAUCUCCGUGAGGGGUCUAAAGCGUGGAUAGUCUUGUAUACAUGUGCCAUUUAUAGAGCCAUUCACCUCGAACUAGUUACUUCUCUAUCUACAGAAACUUUCAUCCAAUCUUUACGUAGAUUCAUUGCCAGAAGAGGUAGACCUUAUGUGAUAUAUUCCGACAACGGAACUAAUUUUGUAGGGACUAACAGUGUUCUUAAGAAAGUUAAUUGGAACGCCAUAUGUUCAGCUGCUUCUAUCCAAAGGAUACGAUGGAAGUUCAACCCUCCGACCGCCGCCUGGUGGGGAGGUUGGUGGGAGAGGCUUGUGCGAAUGGUGAAAGAAAAUUUAAGAAGAGUGUUAGGUCGAACGUCCUUAAAUUAUGAAGAAUUAUAUACUAUAUUAUGUGACUGUGAACAAGUGAUUAAUUCGCGACCUAUCACAUACGUAUCAGAGGAUAAUCAAGAUCCAUCACCACUGACCCCUAUGAUGUUUCCUGCAAGAAUUGCCGUCAUCAGGAUUGAGACAACAGGCAAUAAAGAAGGGAAAAUUUCAACAGUUGCAAGUAGGCGAUGUCGUUCUAUUGGAAGACAGCCAGAGAGACGACGCAUACAUUGGCCUUUAGCCAAGAUAGUCGAGCUUUUCCCCAGUAAAGACGGAAUAGUUAGACUAGCGAGGGUCAAGACAAGAAAUGGAAUUCUGCUUCGUCCAGUGCCCCGGCUUUUCCCGUUGGAGAUCUCUACUUCCGAAUCCGUUGGCCCUCCGUUCCCCGACAGAGCACCUCGAGAUAGAAACGACCAUGCAACUGGUCAGGCUGAUCAGGCUGCUAGUAUUCCAGAACCUGCCUCAAGUCCUCGAGUGAUGACCAGAGCUGGACGAGUUGUUCGGCCUCCUCAUCGACUGGACCUGUGUGUAUUGAGUUCCUCCGCAUCGUCGGAUCUCAAUGGUGGGAG